AUGGUAAGUAGAUUCUUGCAAAGGCCAAGGGUAUCACAUCUAGCAGCGGCGAAGAGGAUACUAAGGUAUCUAAAAGGAAAUCUCAACUAUGGUAUUUUGUUUCCUAUUGCUGAUAAAGGAAAAGAAUUCAAGUUAGUAGGAUACACUAAUUCGAGUUGGUGUAGUGUUGCUGAGGAUCGAAAAUCCACAACAGGAUAUGUGUUCAUGCUAGGUGGUGCACCAGUUGCUUGGAGUUUGAGAAAGGAACCAGUAAUGGCAUUAUCAUCACGCGGAACAGAGUACAUAGAUGAUUCUCUUUGUGCAUGUCAAGCAACAUGGAUGGUGAAGUUGUUCGAAGAAAUAACAGAUAAAUAUCAUGGAGCAAUUACCAUAAAGAUCGACAGUAUGUUAGCUAUCAACCUGGCGAAGAACCCGAUAUCUCAUGGUCGAAGCAAGCACAUCGAAAUAAGGUUCCAUUAUCUUCGAGAGAAUGUAGCAGAUGGGAAGAUGAAUUUGGAACACUAUAGAACUGAAAAUCAGAUUGCAGACAUCAUGACGAAGGGAGUGCAUGUCGAAAUAUUCAGAAGACUAAUACUUAUGAUGAAUAUAGAUAGCUUAGACAUAAUGAAUUAG
Molecule: messenger RNA, 612 nt
Organism: Vicia villosa (hairy vetch)
Lineage: Eukaryota; Viridiplantae; Streptophyta; Magnoliopsida; Fabales; Fabaceae
Product: secreted RxLR effector protein 161-like
Exons: 1
Coding region: 1-612 (203 amino acids)
Source: RefSeq, a predicted model, not a curated record